This is a messenger RNA of Phragmites australis (common reed), 582 nucleotides long. RefSeq lists its product as uncharacterized. The transcript is spliced from 2 exons. Bases 1 to 582 code for a protein of 193 amino acids. Lineage: Eukaryota; Viridiplantae; Streptophyta; Magnoliopsida; Poales; Poaceae. The record is from RefSeq and is a predicted model, not a curated record.
AUGGACUACGCCGUCCUCUCCCUCCUCUACGUGUCCACCGCUGAGGAGAUCCUUACCAUCGUCCUCAUGCCUAGCGCUUUUGCGCAUGCUGUCUUGACUAGUCUGGAGGAACUGUUCCGCGACAACAAGAUAGCACGUGCCCACUCCCUCGAAGCUGAGUUUCACAACUUCGUUCAGAGCGAUCAGACCAUUCUCACCUACUCCCAGCAUCUAAAGUCAUUUGACGAUGCCCUCGCCGACCUCAGGCAACCGGUGUUUGAGGACACUCUCGUCCUCACCAUGUUGCGUGGCCUAUCUGAGCCGUUCUACAACAUCGCCACCGUCAUCAAGACCAAGGCAUCGUUCCCAGAGUUCCUCGACACUCACUCACUCCUCUUUCUCGAGAAGGCCGACCUCAAAAUCACAGAGCCUGGCUCUUGUACAGCCCUAGUGGUCACCACUAGUACCAAGCAAGCCAGUAACAACUCCUCCGGCCAUUCGACUGGCUACAGCACUGGCACCAAGACCACCAACAUCGCCUCCUCCGGCGGCAACAACGACAAGAAGAACAAGGGAAAGAACCGUCGCGGUGGUGGCGUAUAA